Messenger RNA from Mycetomoellerius zeteki, 1836 nucleotides. Its product is annotated as histone-lysine N-methyltransferase SETMAR-like. Gene Ontology annotation, cellular component: site of double-strand break; condensed chromosome; nucleus. The transcript has 3 exons. Gene Ontology annotation, biological process: DNA double-strand break processing; mitotic DNA integrity checkpoint signaling; double-strand break repair via nonhomologous end joining. NCBI's taxonomy places the organism in Eukaryota, Metazoa, Arthropoda, Insecta, Hymenoptera, Formicidae. Gene Ontology annotation, molecular function: DNA topoisomerase binding; double-stranded DNA binding; histone H3K36 methyltransferase activity. The record is from RefSeq and is a predicted model, not a curated record. The coding region runs from base 758 to 1786 and encodes 342 amino acids.
AUUCGAUAGUCGGUCGACACACUCGAUAAUUAUUUUUCUUCCGGUUCUUUUCGUUAUGGUUGCUUCUACGCUACACACGUGGUUGCCCGCAAUUCACAAGUAAAGCAGUAUUUUGAAAUAAAGGUUUGCUAACUCUCUGAAAUUUAUGGCAACAACUCCAGGUAAUUUUUAUUUACUAUAAAAAUUUAAUUUCUUCAAUUAUACAUAUAGGGUGUCCGGAAAAUCGCCUGCAAUACUUCGGUAAGUGAUUCAAAAAGAAACUUUUGGCGUUAAGCCGGGAGCACAUAGAAAAACGUAAGGCCGUAAGACAUAAUCAGUAAGGAAAUCGUAACAUUGGAUUCGCUACCGGUCUUAUGGUCUCUAUUGUGAUUGACCAAUUCGCUUAUUGAUUACGUCUUAUGGCCUUAUGUUUUUGUAUGUGCUAUGGGCUUUACUCAGGAUGCACUACGUGGAGGCAUAGUCCAUUUGGCAUCCUUCUUUUUUUAUUUCUUUAUUUAAAAAUUUUUCUUACUUUACUAGAGGGAUGCUAAGUGGACCUUCUGCCUCCACGUGGUGCAUCCUGGAUAAUGCCAAAAUAUUGGAUGGAUCCAUAUAUUCGUUCGGUUUUUGUUAGUGCAAAUUUUUUCUGAAUAUCUCCGGUUCUGGUUGCCUAAUCGGGCAAUCCAAAUAUGUUUUGGAAAGGUGACAGUCCGCUCUUUUCAUCUGUUAAAUUUGGUUUCAUUGGCAUUAGUUUUGUUUGUGCUAUAGACCUGUGAACAUGUCAGAGAAUAAGGUGCAUUUUCGGCACAUUUUGCUUUAUUACUUCAAGAAAGGCAAGCGAGCUGCGGAGGCCCACCGAAAGAUAUGCGGCGUAUACGGGGACGAUGCCUUAACAGAACGUGCCGCUCAGAAAUGGUUUGCCAAAUUUCGUUCCGGAGAUACGAGUCUUGAAGAUGGACCCCGCAGCGGUCGGCCCACCGAGGUUGAUUCGAAUGAUAUCAAGGCACUGGUUGAGCAAGACUGGACGCUAAAGGUGCGAGAGAUUGCGGAGACACUUAAAAUAGGUUAUGGAACCGUACAAAGGCAUUUGCAACAGCUUGGCUACGUGUCCCGCCUCGAUGUUUGGGUGCCGCACAAGCUGACCGAGAAGAACCUGGCCAACCGCAUAUCCAUCUGCAAUUCACUUCUGAAGCGGCACGAGAGCGACCCGUUUCUCAAACGAAUAGUGAUUGGCGACGAAAAGUGGAUCAUCUACGACAACAUAGUGCGCAAGAGAUCGUUGGAAACCGCUGACGAGCCGCCGAAUGCCAUCCCGAAGGCCGGCCUGCAUCCGAAGAAGAUUUUGCUAUCCAUAUGGUGGGAUCAUCGUGGUGUGCUGUUUUACGAGCUGCUUCCUCAGGGAAAAACGAUCGAUUCGAAGGUCUACUGCACGCAGCUAACGAAAUUGAAUCAAGCAUUGCGACAGAAACGUCCAGAACUGGUCAAUCGCAAAGGUGUCAUAUUCCAUCAUGACAACGCCAGACUUCACACCGCAAUAAUCACUCAGCAAAAAUUAGUGCAACUUGGCUGGGAUGUUUUGCCCCACCCACCGUAUUCACCAGAUCUUGCGCCAUCUGACUACCACUUGUUCCGGUCCCUGCAAAACUCCCUCAAUGAGAAAUCGUUCGCUGAUCAGACAGCUGUGAAAACGUACCUCGACCGGUUUUUCGCUUCUAAGCCCCAGACCUUCUAUGAGAGCGGAAUAAUGAAAUUGUUGGAAAGAUGGCAAGAGAUCAUCAACAAAAAAGGAGAAUAUAUCAUUGAUUAAAAUUCAUCCUUUGUAUGGAAAAAACUUGUUUCAUUUUAGUCUUCAAAAAC